This is a messenger RNA of Ilyonectria robusta, 372 nucleotides long. RefSeq lists its product as uncharacterized. Lineage: Eukaryota; Fungi; Ascomycota; Sordariomycetes; Hypocreales; Nectriaceae. The record is from RefSeq and is a predicted model, not a curated record. Bases 1 to 372 code for a protein of 123 amino acids. The transcript has 2 exons.
AUGCUGCUCCUUCUGCCUAUCCUGCUAAAGACGGCCGAGGAGCUAAAGUCUGAUGUGUGCGUUGUAGUCUUCGCCUCGGCCGCCCAUAAGUACGCCCCCGAUAAGGAGGGUAUUAUAUUUGAUAUGCUUAAGAGCCAGGCCGAGCAGAUCGGCACCGUUACCCGCUACGGGCAAAGCAAGCUUGCUAAUACUCUCUUCGCCAAGGAGCUUGCCCGGCGCUAUCCUAUGCUUACUGUCUCUUCCCUCCAGCCCGGCCUGGUAAUAACUAACCUGGCUAAUACUAUGAGCGAUAAUAGCUGGAUUAUGCGUAUCGCCUGGAAGAUUACUAUGGCCUUUAUCGGCGUUGACGUUCUAACUGGUACCCUUAACUAG